Molecule: messenger RNA, 2107 nt
Organism: Polyodon spathula (Mississippi paddlefish)
Lineage: Eukaryota; Metazoa; Chordata; Actinopteri; Acipenseriformes; Polyodontidae
Product: phosphatidylinositol 4-phosphate 5-kinase type-1 beta-like
Exons: 15
Coding region: 261-1880 (539 amino acids)
Biological process (GO): phosphatidylinositol metabolic process
Molecular function (GO): phosphatidylinositol kinase activity
Source: RefSeq, a predicted model, not a curated record
GAGUGUGCUAUUUCUUAAACGAAUAGUGUCUCAGUGAACUGAAUGGGAUGCGGUAUGUGUGCUGGAGUCUUUCGACUGGCAUAUAUCAUAUAUGCCACCUUGGUGGGAUAAUUUUAACCGAUUUUAUUGGAAGUGACUGCACCUCCUGAAAAUAAUCAUUGGCUUUAGAAUCACCGCAUCAGGAUGCAAGAUUAAAGGUCACAUGACUGAAUUAUGCAGCCGCCGUGAUCAGCAGAUGACUUACACAUUGUUUAAGCAAGAUGUCGUCUGCCACUGAAAGUGGAGUUGGAGUGUCAGGGAAACAAAAUGGAGAGAAAACCUACAAAAAGACAACAUCCACUGCGUUGAAGGGAGCGAUCCAGCUGGGAAUAGGGUACGCCGUAGGGAAUCUUACUUCUAAGCCGGACAGAGAUGUGCUUAUGCAGGAUUUCUACGUAGUGGAAAGUGUGUUUUUACCGAGUGAAGGCAGCAACCUGACCCCGGCACAUCACUACCCAGAUUUCCGGUUCAAGAACUACGCUCCCUUAGCAUUCCGCUAUUUCAGAGAACUCUUUGGGAUCAAGCCAGAUGAUUACUUGUACUCCAUAUGUAAUGAACCGUUAAUAGAGCUGUCCAAUCCAGGAGCCAGUAGUUCCCUGUUUUAUCUAACCAGUGAUGAUGAGUUCAUUAUCAAGACUGUACAGCACAAAGAAGCUGAAUUUCUUCAGAAGCUGUUGCCUGGGUAUUACAUGAACUUAAAUCAGAAUCCGAGGACACUUUUGCCAAAGUUUUAUGGCCUUUAUUGUGUGCAGGCUGGGGGUAUAAACAUUCGAAUUGUUGUCAUGAACAAUGUGCUUCCCCGCUCGGUGAAAAUGCACUACAAGUACGAUUUGAAAGGUUCAACCUACAAGCGCAGAGCGUCACGCAAGGAGAGAGAAAAGUCCUUCCCCACCUAUAAGGAUCUGGAUUUUUUACAAGACAUGCACGAAGGCUUGUAUUUUGAAGCUGAAACCUAUAAUGCCUUAAUGAAGACAGUACAGAGGGAUUGCAGGGUCUUGGAAAGUUUUAAAAUCAUGGACUACAGCCUGUUAUUGGGGGUUCAUAUAUUGGACCCGAGUCCCAAGGAGAGAGAUGGGGAGAAUGCACAGGUGGCAGUGGAUGGGAAACGGCAUGGGGCCCAGAGGGUCCUGUACUCCACAGCCAUGGAGUCCAUCCAAGGGGAAGGCAAGUCAGCAGAGGCUGUUACCACAGACGACACAAUGGGUGGUAUUCCAGCCAAAACUCACAAGGAUGAAAAACUGCUUAUAUUUCUGGGCAUUAUCGACAUCCUACAGUCCUACAGAUUGAUUAAGAAGUUGGAGCACUCCUGGAAGGCUCUUGUCUAUGAUGGUGAUUCAGUGUCGGUGCAUAGGCCCAGUUUCUAUGCAGACAGAUUUUUAAAGUUUAUGAGUACUCGGGUUUUCAAGAAGAUACACAUUUUCAGAUGCUCUCCUUCCAAGAAAGCACGCAACUCUAUCCCAGCUCUAAAGUCCUCUUCACACGAGAUAAUAUCCCCCCAGAGCGAGGAGCAAACCGACGAGAAGAAGGACUGUCUCAGUGGCUCCAGGAGCCUCGUCAGCCUGGAUGGACAAGUAUUUGGGUCUUUCUCUCGGCCGGAUCUGGUGCCAAACCAUCAGUCCCUUUUUGAAGCUUCGUCCUUGGUCACCACAAUCUCCUCCUCCUCCUCACUGUAUGCAAGUGAAUGCUAUGCGAUGGACAACACUGGGGUCCCUGGAUACAGGGAUACGAUGGCCAUGAGCUCUACCUUUACUUUAGAGGACAGUGCCAUCUGCCUGAUGUCGGAGCAAAGCACCAUGGAAAUGGACAGAGACGAUGGCUCAGUGUUUGAUGUCUAUUUAUAAACUGUCAGGGAGUGUGUGCCUGAUGAAGACGAGCACUUUCUACACUCCAGAGCACAUGAAGCACAUGAACAGAUUCUACUUCAAAGACUGAAUUUAAAACACUUCAGCGGACGUUGCACAGGCUCAUAGAACCCUGUGUCCUAUUUCAACAGCUUUCCAGACUCUGCUGGAUAUUCAUACAGUAGCUGCUAUAUAUGUACAUUAAUUAUUGCUAGUUCAUAGUGGAU